Molecule: messenger RNA, 1557 nt
Organism: Synchiropus splendidus (mandarinfish)
Lineage: Eukaryota; Metazoa; Chordata; Actinopteri; Syngnathiformes; Callionymidae
Exons: 3
Coding region: 100-1071 (323 amino acids)
Molecular function (GO): GTP binding
Source: RefSeq, a predicted model, not a curated record
AACAAAGCAGAUUUGCGAGUUAUUUCUGACGCGUGAGUCAGAGCGAGCAGCUGCAGGAACCAGGAAGUGAGUCUCCUCUGGCGGCACAGCAGGACCAUCAUGUCUGACGCAGCGCUGAGGCUGGUGGUGCUGGGCCGGAGCGGGGCGGGGAGGCGCUCCGCAGUGUACAGCAUCCUGAGCCUGCAAGACAGCGACCAGGGCGAAACGUCGGACGCGCUCAGCAGGAAAUACAGGGGAGAAGCUGCAGGCAGACAGGUGACGGUGGUCUCCAGCCCCGACUGGCUCAGCUCAGAGUGCGACCCAGAGCGAAGACAGUCCCUCAUCUCCUCCUUCAUCUCCAUGUCCACUCCGGGCCCUCACGCUUUUCUGCUGUGUGUUGCCGUGAACCAGCCGGCAGAGGGAGCCAUCACGGCUCUGGAGGUGCUGGAGAAGCUCUUCGGCCCAUCGUCGGUCAGCAGCAGCACCAUCGUCCUCUUCACGCACAUGGAGGAGCUGGAUGAAGACGAGCAUCUGGAGGAGUACCUGGCCACGUGGCGCAAGGACCUGAAGGCUCUGGUGGGGAGGUGUGGUGACCGGUACCACACUCUGGAGCCCAGAGGAGGCGAGCUGGAGGAGAAGGAAGCUGUGGAGGAGAUGCUGGUGAAGGUGGAGGUGAUGGUGAAGGAGAGCGGGAGGCCGUACUUCAGCUGCCCACUCUACAGGGAGGCAGAGGAGGAGGUGAGGAAGAGGCAGGAGGAGCUGCUGAAGCUGGUGAGAGAAGAGGGUGAGGUGACGGAUGGAGAUCUGGAGGAGGUCAGAGAGGAGGCGGAGAGAAGUGUCCAGCUGAAUGUGGACGUGGAGAGUGUUUUCCCUCCGCUCAGCGUCUCUCCUCCGUUGCCGUCCUUUCUCCUGGGGCUGUGGCAGAGGGUGACGGCUUGGAUGAAGCUGCUGACCAGGUACGUGAGGAGAGAGGCCCUGCUGGGGGCACUGGUGGGCCUGUUUGUGGGGGGCCCGUUUGGCGGCAUCAUUGGGGCCACUGUGGGCUCGGUGGCCACUGAGGUGCGCCGAAGGAACACACAGAAGACCAAGUGAACCGGGUCACAUGACCAUGCUCAACUGUCACCAGCUGCUGUUCCAACACUAGUUUAUCCAGCUGCCAACUCUGCCUGAAGUACCCCAAAUGUUCCUGCGCCAGAGGGAAAGCACACGUCAUGAUGACAGCUCCAUGUCAAGGAAAGAAGUGACUCAACCAGAAGUGCCCCAGCCUGCACCUGAGCAGCUCCACUCCAAGUCUCUGGCCGGCGCCUCUUCCUCCACUGGGUUUGCUCCUCCUCCUCACCAACAAGACUCUGGACCCCAAACUUGUUGUUUGAAAGAAGAGUUGCUCUUGUUUUGUCUGAACCUCGUCCCUACACCACAGUUCCACUUGAACCACAAACUGACUGACAAAAACAACCCUCAACUGUUGCGCAGUAUUUUUGUCUUUUAAAACGCCAAUAUCAAGUAUCAGUAUUGAGCACUACAGACCAGACUUAAUAAUAAAGAAAGUGGCAAAUGGACUUCUUUCUUCUGAUUUUA